CCCCUAAGAGUAGUACCUAACCAAAAAAAAAGAAAAAAACGAAAUCGGAUCAUCGAAGCUCCACCAAAGUCUCUCUCUGGGUAAUUAUUGGGUAGGGGGUUGAUGGCGGAGGAAGUGGAAUUGUCGCCGUUGGUUCCACCGACGCCGGUGAUGGAUCCAUCGGAGAUCGAUCUCGAAGCUGGACAUGGCGAACAAAUUCAGUGUCGAAUCUGCCUUGAAUCUGACGGUAGAGAUUUCAUUGCGCCUUGCAAAUGCAAAGGAACAUCAAAGUAUGUACAUCGUGAUUGCUUGGAUCACUGGAGAGCUAUUAAGGAAGGUUUUGCGUUUGCGCACUGCACAACUUGCAAGGCACCGUAUUAUCUUCGAGUACACGGUGCGGGUGAUAGGAAAUGGAGGACCUUGAAGUUUCGCUUCUUUGUUACUCGUGACAUCUUAUCCAUCUUUCUUGCUGUUCAGCUUGUGAUUGCUGCGUUGGCAUACAUGGUCUAUUUCAUAGAUAGCUACCAGCAGUCAUGGCUUCGUCAUAUUUGGGGUUUUGACAGUGAGGUCACCUUUUAUUACAUGUCUGGAGCUUUACUAUUCUUUGCUCUGCUCGGUCUAUCUGGAUGCUUCAUAACUUGCUACGACCGCAGAGUUCGCAAUGACCUUGCUCAGCCUUGCCGUGAACUGUGUCUAUGUUGCUGUCAGCCUGGGAUAUGCACAGACUGCCAUCUACCGGGAACUAUUUGUAUGUGGGCAGAUUGCACAGCAUGUACUGAAGGUUGUGCAAGUGCAGUUAGUGAAUGUAGUGGUUGCCUUGGAGGUGCAGGGGAAGCCGGAUUGCCAUUGCUCUUCAUUAUGGCAUUAGUAGUUCUUGGUUUGUUUACGGUUAUAGGAAUAUUCUACAGCGUACUGGUUGCAACCAUGGUUGGACAACGUAUUUGGCAGCGCCAUUAUCACAUUCUCGCUAAAAGAAUGCUAACAAAAGAGUAUGUGGUUGAGGAUGUAGAUGGGGAAAUGAUGGGAUCUGAAUGGUCGCCACCCGCUUUACCGUCUGAGCAUGUCCAGCAGCUGAAGACGCUUGGCCUUCUGUGAAAACCAUAUUGGCUUGUGAUUGAAUGCUAUGGAAAGAUUUUUCAACUGCUUACAGGGGAAUUCAUCUGAUCAAGAUGUGAGAGAUAAGACAAAAGUUUGGAGAUUAUGAAUGUUAGAAUCUUAGAGAUGCUUCGUAUUUGUAAAGAACGAUCCCAACUUUAGAGUCAGAGACCUCCUCCCAUUGACGAAUUGAGUUUUCAUGUCGAAUGAUUAUUCUUAACGGUUUGUUAUAUAGGUAAAUAUGCACAAGUGUUGUUUUCUCGU
This is a messenger RNA of Raphanus sativus (radish), 1338 nucleotides long. RefSeq lists its product as uncharacterized. NCBI's taxonomy places the organism in Eukaryota, Viridiplantae, Streptophyta, Magnoliopsida, Brassicales, Brassicaceae. The transcript has 7 exons. The record is from RefSeq and is a predicted model, not a curated record. The coding region runs from base 103 to 1074 and encodes 323 amino acids. Gene Ontology annotation, molecular function: zinc ion binding.